GCUGCGAUCUAGCGCUCGGUGUCCCUCCGCUGGACUGCCGGCGACAUGGGCUGCGGGCUGCGCAAGCUGGAGGAGCCUGAGGACAGCAGUCCGGGGAAGAUCUACUCGACCUUGAAGAGAGCGCAGGUGGAGAGCAGGAGCGGCGGCGGCGCGCACGAGUACGUGCUUCUGGACUUCAGCUUAGAAGGCAGUCGCCCCACAGUGCAGAGUCUGGCCUCACUCUGUGAUCUGCCCCAGGCUCUACAGCCCUAUUACACCCAGGGCUACAUGUUGGCUGCCCUUCAUCCAGUUAUUCUUUCUGUUGGUCGGACCCGGGGCCUGGCCUGCAGCCUGCUCUACCGGGCCAUCCUGACCCGCCCACGGUCCAGGACAUCCAUGAUGCCCCUGUGCCACAGUGUCCCUGUGCUGAGGGUGGAGGAAUGGCCCCUUCCAGGGGACUCUCUCACCAACAGUACUGUGCGAGCCCUUAUUGACAAGCUCAACAGAUGUGCUCAAGGUGGUUGGAGGUUUGUGGGCUCAGUUCUCCAGCAGGCGGGUGACGGGUCCCAUGCCUGCAGUGGAUACAUGCCCCCAGCUCAGGCCCCCUCUGAAUACAGAGACCGGGAGAAAACCAGCUACAGCCGUGACCUGAGACUACUGGUCCUGUUCCAUUCUUGGGCCCCGUGUUGUCCCCCUCUGGACCCCGCGUUCUACUGCUACCACCAUGGGGCACUGUCCAUGAGAGUCUCACGAAAGGGCCACGUCCUCAGUGCGCUGGAGGCCGAUUGGCUGGAAAUGACCGCCAUGUACUACAGAAAGGGCUGGUCGCUGGUGGACUCGUUUGUGUACUGGGACACUCCGAAAGGAGAGCCUGUUCCCCGGUCUCUCGAGGGCCUGUUUGUAUAUGAAGAGUGCAGCACUGCUCCCCCAUCAAACGACGCCGUUGUCGUGGAGCAAUGGACUGUGGUCGAGGGGUCCAACGUGAAGACAGACUAUGGGCCACUCCUGUAUACCCUAGCUGAGUUUGGUUGGCUGCUCACCUGCGUACUGCCCACACCCAUUAUCCGCCACGACAGUGAGGGUAAUCUGGCCACAAAGCAGGUUUUGUUCCUGCAAAGGCCCAUCUCCACGCAAGCAGUGGUGCCUCAGCAGAAGCAGUCCUGCCGGAAAAUGAUUUCGAGCAGCACUGGGGUUCGAGUGCACGCUGACGAGAUGGCCCUGUGCACAGGAAGGGUUCAGGAGACUUCUGCCUUCGAAGAGGACUACUCCAGCACCCUGUCCCAGCUGGAGAACAGCUGUUUUGAGCAGGAUGACAGUGCAAGCGAGGUCACCUGCAUGUGAUGGAUUGCAUAGAUUGUCCUUCAA
Messenger RNA from Scleropages formosus (Asian bonytongue), 1344 nucleotides. RefSeq names its product raftlin family member 2 (gene rftn2). The record is from RefSeq and is a predicted model, not a curated record. Lineage: Eukaryota; Metazoa; Chordata; Actinopteri; Osteoglossiformes; Osteoglossidae. The transcript is spliced from 9 exons. Bases 46 to 1320 code for a protein of 424 amino acids.